Molecule: messenger RNA, 860 nt
Organism: Prosopis cineraria
Lineage: Eukaryota; Viridiplantae; Streptophyta; Magnoliopsida; Fabales; Fabaceae
Product: probable WRKY transcription factor 45
Exons: 4
Coding region: 137-847 (236 amino acids)
Biological process (GO): regulation of DNA-templated transcription
Molecular function (GO): DNA-binding transcription factor activity; sequence-specific DNA binding
Source: RefSeq, a predicted model, not a curated record
UGGGAUAGCAAGUGAUCAUAACAGGUGCCUAUACAUGCAUAACUCACGAUCACGAUGGAGGGUCCUGAAACACUGCAUCAAAUUUGUACAUAUCUUGUUUGAUGCAGCAACAAAAGAAAGUAUGAGGUCUUAGAAGAUGGCUAUAGAUGGAGGAAAUAUUAAUCAGGAAGUUAUUCAUGGAUCACCCACUAGAAGAAGCUAUUACAAACGUGCUCAAGGGGGUUGCUCUGAUAGAAAUCGACUGCUGCAAUCUACAGAAGACAUGACUAUUGUUGAAAUAAAUCCCCAGGGAACACACACUUUCACACAAGCCUCCCGUGUAUCAGAUUCCUCUAUGAAUAAUCAGCUUCAGCUUGACUUAAUGACUCAAUUUGGAGUUGAUAUUGAUAUUAACAGUCAUAAAGGUGGGAUAUUUAGUGAUCAAGACAGGUACAUAUGCAAGCAGAAGUCACGAUCACGAUGGAGGGUCCUGAAACACUGCAUCAAAUUUGUACGCAUAUUGUCUGAUACAGCAAACAAAAUAAAGAUUGAUGGCUAUAGAUGGGGGAAAUAUAACCAGGAAGUUAUUCCUGGAUCACCCACCCCAAGCAACUAUUACAAAAGUGUUCAAGGGGAUAGCUCUGAUAGAAAGCAACUGCGGCAACCUACAGAAGACCCGACUAUUGUUGAAAUCACUCACGAGAGAAGACACACAUUCACACAAGCCUCCUGUGUAACAGAUUCCUUCAUGAAUAAUCAGCUUGAGUUAAUGACUCAAUUUGGGAUAUUUGAUAUGAACGACCUUACAGGUAAGUCUGAUACUUUGAGUGCCAUAACCUCAUUUACUUCAUUAAAUAUGCUAAACUAAUGAUCCACAUGAA